ACUGCAUGCGCAGUACAUACAUCCCAGCAUAGCGAUCAUAUUGCCGAGUAUCGACAGAAUGACGGCUCCGGCGAAAGAUCUGAACGAGUUCGCGGCGCGCCUGGCGACUUUCACCACAUCACAUCAUCUCGCCAAGCGACGCGCCAGUUCGAAUGCCUCCAAGAAGAAGAAGGAUGGGACGGUCGAGUGGCCUCAUGAGUUUCCGUCUGGCCAUGCGCUCGCCCGCGCCGGUUUCUUCUACCGUCCUUCCCACGACUCAAACGACAAUGUGCAGUGCUUCAUGUGCAGCGUGAAACUUGACGGAUGGGAAGCAACCGACGACCCAGUCAGCGAGCAUCUUGCACACUCCAGCGGAUGCGCGUGGGCGACAUCGAUAAGUGUCAUGCGUGAAGAAGGAGACCUACGAAAACCCGAACAACGCGAUCCGUUAUCCGAGGAAUUGUACGCUGCUCGAACUGCGACCUUCAAAUCGGGAGACGGAUGGCCUCAUGAGGGAAAGAAAGGAUGGAAGUGCAAGAUUAGCAAAAUGGUGGAAGCAGGGUGGGUGUUGGAUCCGACCGACGAAACCGAGGAUCGUGACGGGGUUACAUGCAUGUACUGCAACCUCAGUCUGGACGGAUGGGAGCCCAAGGACGACCCAUUUGUGGAGCAUAAGCGACGUGAACCUGCGUGCCCGUACUUUGGUCUUCUGGAAGUCUACCACGGAGCGGAGGCUGCGAAUGGCAAGAUCAAGAAAACAAAGGGACGCGGCAAGGCUUCGGCUAGGAGUAGUAUUGCUAGCAAAGCCAGCCGUGUGAGUACGCAAAGUAUCAGGGGCGAGGUCCCCAGCGUGGCGGGCAGUUUGGGAGAUAUGGAGCUUGACGGUGAUGCGGCUGGCGUUGACGAUAGCAUUGUCACCACCGCCACAACAGCCUCUCAAGUAAGCACCACAACGGGCAAGAAGAAGGGAGGCAGGACAAAGGCCGCCGCGAAGGGUACCAAAGGGAAGAAGAAGGUCGACGAGGAGGAUCGAAUGGAGAUCGAAUACCCGGACAUCGCUGCAUCACAGCAAGUGGAGGCCCAGACUGAUGCACCGCCAGCUAAGACAACGCGCAAAGGUGGACGGGAGUCGAAACAACUCGAUUCUUCUGUCGUUGAGGUCAGCCAGAUGGAUAUUGCUCCGCCGAAGAAGGCGACCAGGACCCGGAAGGCUAAAGUCACCCAGCCUGAACCGGAGCCUGAACCGGAGCCUCAACCGGAGCCUGAACAUGUGCCCGCCACACCCGAUGUCGAUGCGAUAGAGGCGACCAGGAAGAGCGAAGUGGCGGCGCAAUUGCAGGAGGAGCUAGACCAUUCCAUGGAAGAGCCGGAGCUCAUUCAACGACAUAUCGCAAAGCCACAACGUGGCGUGAAACGAAACUCGGAAGGCGUUGCAAAGGUGGAUUCGAGCAUGUUUGACGAACAACCGAAUGACAAGCCAGUGGUAAAAGGCAAGCGGAGUCGCAAGCCUACGAAAGUAUCUACGGCGUCUAGCGACAUGGACCUGGAGUCACAACUACCACACGCAGACAGUGCGCAGGCGGACCGCUCUACGGAAGCGCCUCAACACGAAGAGAACGAAGAAGUCGUGAAGCCGAAAGCAAAAGCAGCGUCAAGGAAGACCAAGCCCAAGCCAAAAGGCAAGAAAGCGUCGACUGCGCGAUCAUCACGGUCGUCAAAGCUGAGCAACCAGGCUUCGGAGCUCGAGCUGGAUUUUGAAGAGCAUGAGGACCUAGAGAGGGACGAAUUGGAAAUUGAAAAAGAGCUCGAGCGAAUCGCUGCGGAGGAGUUGGCCCAAGCUGCUGUUCAAACAGAACAAGAUCAAGUGGAUGAAUUCGAGACGUCGCCCUCCCAAGGUCGCAUCAGCAAAGACACCGCGGAACUCGAAGCGCAUACCGAGGACGAGCACGAAGUGCCAACCGAGAAGCACGACUCACCUCCACGAAUCUCUCUUCAACUUGGCGAACACAAGUCGUUGAUGUUCAGUCCGACCGGCAGCGACAAGGAGAACCUGCCCUCGUCAGUCAUGGCACCUUCAGCAAAACAAACCCACCCGCAACUUAUCAUGAGUCCGACGAAAACCUCCCGCAUCCCUCUCGCACUCGGCACACCGAACCGAUCACCCGCCAAACAAUUUCAAAGUCCCAGCAAACAGAUCUCCCAUCUUACAUCGAACCCUCCGUGGCAAGCCGUCGACCUCGACACCGUUCUCCUUGCGUCUCCGCAACCUACACCUGGCCGCGUUGAGCGACAACUCGUUGCCGCGGCUGGUGAGUUGACGAGUCCCGAGAAGAAGAUGAGCGUGGAGGAGUGGGUGCGUUUCCGCGCGGAGCAGGGCGAGGAGACGUUGAGGAGGAGGCUGAAGGCGUUGGCGGAGGCGUUGAUCAACCUACAGGCACACCGGCUAGCGGGCAAGUCUUUGUGGCCAAUCAAAGUCGACCAGAAGAGCGUCGAUGCUGGGAAAUACCAAUGGCAGGGCUCGAGAGUCAUCGUGGCAGGGCUCGUACAAUAUCACUAG
This is a messenger RNA of Zymoseptoria tritici IPO323, 2536 nucleotides long. RefSeq lists its product as uncharacterized. The record is from RefSeq and is a predicted model, not a curated record. The transcript is spliced from 3 exons. Bases 59 to 2536 code for a protein of 825 amino acids. NCBI's taxonomy places the organism in Eukaryota, Fungi, Ascomycota, Dothideomycetes, Mycosphaerellales, Mycosphaerellaceae.